Messenger RNA from Galdieria sulphuraria, 2154 nucleotides. RefSeq names its product [pt] ABC transporter, Fe-S cluster assembly protein SufB. The transcript is spliced from 3 exons. Gene Ontology annotation, molecular function: ATP binding; ATP hydrolysis activity. The record is from RefSeq and is a predicted model, not a curated record. Gene Ontology annotation, biological process: iron-sulfur cluster assembly. Lineage: Eukaryota; Rhodophyta; Bangiophyceae; Galdieriales; Galdieriaceae. Bases 17 to 2131 code for a protein of 704 amino acids.
UAAGCUUAAAUUAAGUAUGAACCAAUCAUUAGAUGCUACAACGCUAAAAUUAGAGCAAAUUAUUAACAAGUCAUACAAAUAUGGAUUCAGUACUAAAAUACAAAAUGAGGAUUUCCCUAAAGGAAUCAAUGAAGAGAUCGUUACUUUAAUUUCAAAAAAAAAAAAUGAACCUAAAUAUAUGCUAGAUUUUAGACUAAAAGCAUAUAAAAAAUGGAAACAAAUGUAUGUUCCUAAAUGGCAAUAUCUAAAAUUUGAACAAAUCAAUUACCAAAACAUACUCUAUUAUUCUGUACCUAAACAACAAAAAAAGCUACAAAGUUUAAAUGAAGUAGAUCCAGAAUUGCUUAAAACUUUUGAAAAAUUAGGGAUUCCUUUAAAUGAACAAAAAAGAUUAACUAAUGUAGCUGUAGAUGCAGUAUUUGACAGUGUAUCAAUUGGAACAACUUUUAAACAAGAAUUAGCGGAUCAAGGUAUAAUUUUUUGCUCGAUUUCGGAAGCUAUUCAGAAAUAUCCUUCUCUAAUUCAAAAAUAUUUAGGUUCUGUAGUACCGAUUGGUGAUAAUUAUUUUGCAGCACUUAAUUCUGCGGUUUUUACUGAUGGUUCUUUUUGUUAUAUUCCUCCCGAUACAAUUUGUCCAUUAGAAUUAUCAACCUAUUUCAGAAUAAAUAAUGAAGAAUCUGGUCAAUUUGAAAGGACACUUAUUAUAGCAGAUCGAAACAGCUAUGUAAGCUAUCUUGAAGGAUGUACAGCACCACAAUACAAAAAAAAUCAACUUCAUGCUGCAGUUGUCGAGAUUAUUGCUUUAGAGAAUUCAGAAGUUAAAUAUUCUACAGUACAAAAUUGGUAUAGUGGAGAUGAAAAUGGAAACGGAGGAAUUUAUAAUUUUGUUACCAAAAGGGGAUUAUGCGCAGAAAGAAAUUCAAAAAUUUCAUGGACUCAAGUAGAAACAGGUUCUGCUAUUACUUGGAAAUAUCCUAGCUGUAUUCUAGUCGGAAAUUAUUCUAAAGGAGAGUUUUAUUCUGUGGCACUAACAAAUCAUUAUCAACAAGCUGAUACAGGCAGUAAAAUGAUUCAUAUUGGAAAAAAUAGUAAAAGUAAAAUAAUUUCAAAAGGAAUUUCAACAGGCAAAUCAAUAAAUAGUUAUAGAGGGAAAGUAAAAAUAUCAUCAAAUGCCUCUAAAGCACGAAAUUAUUCUCAAUGUGAUUCCCUAUUAAUAGGUAACAGUUCAGAAGCUAAUACAUUCCCUUACAUAGAAGUUCAUAAUAGAUCUUCCAUAAUAGAGCAUGAGGCUUCUAUUUCAAAAAUUAAUGAGGAAAAACUUUUUUAUUUUAUGCAAAGAGGCAUAUCGAUAGAAGAAGCAAUUUCAUUGAUAGUCAGUGGAUUUUGUAAGGAAGUUUUCACUGAACUGCCAUUAGAAUUUGCUUUAGAAGCUGAUAAAUUGUUAGGUCUAAAACUAGAAGGAACAAAUACUGAAGAAUAUAUUCUAAAUGGUAUUAAUCUUAAUGUUAAACAAGGUGAAAUACAUGCUAUAAUGGGGCCCAAUGGCUCAGGUGAAAUUAUAUUUCAAGAGCAAAAUUUAUUAGAUUAUACUAUAGAAGAUAGAGCUAAUUUAGGUAUAUUCUUAGCUUUUCAAUAUCCGUUAGAAAUAUCAGGAGUUAAUAAUAUCGAUUUUCUUCGUCUUGCUUAUAAUUCAAAGCUUAAAUUUAAUCAAACAAGUACAGUUGAUCCCUUGAAAUUCUUAGAGAUUGUCUAUCCAAAAUUAAAGCUAGUUGGUCUUGAUGAAAGCUUCUUACAUAGAAAAGUAAAUGAAGGAUUUUCUGGAGGGGAGAAAAAAAAGAAUGAAAUACUUCAAAUGGCAUUACUAGAUGCUAAACUAGCUAUUUUAGAUGAAACAGAUUCAGGACUAGAUAUAGAUGCUUUAAAAGAUAUUUCAAACGCUAUUAAAAGUAUUUUGAAAAUAAGCCAAUUUAAACAAUCAAUUAUAAUAAUUACUCAUUAUCAGAGGAUUCUAAAUUAUAUUCAACCAGACUAUAUUCACGUAAUGUAUAAAGGCAAGAUAAUUAAAACAGGUGAUGCAAGCCUAGCAAGUGAAUUAGAAUCUAAAGGUUAUGAAUGGAUAACUAGUGAAUAAUAAAUAAAAUUAAAAGAAGAAAU